AUGGACAUCCAGCAAGCGCGGCAGCCAGACCCGAGCUUCGCUCGUACAACAGCGCUCAUGGUCAACAUAUUCUCCAUGACCACAGAAGCGGUCGAUCCGCGCAAGCUUCUGAGCGCCAGGGAAGUGGGCGGUCAGCUACAUUUGCGCUUCCGCCCCAAAUGGGAUAUCAGUCCGGGAAUUCUCGCUCGAGAGCGAAGGUCCGUGACAGACGAGAGCUUCAAAGCAUUCAAGUCGCAUAACUACUGCGUCUUUGCGUGCAAGCUCCUAGCGGGUCUUUUGGCUUGGCUAGUCGAGGAACUACGCCUUCCAAUCGAUGUCGAAGAGGUGGAGAUACACGGGGUCUACGAGAUCAAACCCGUCGUCUGCAUCGAGAGCUCGACCGGCAGGAGAAGGCGGAUCGCCGACGUACACACGGUGUUCAAAAUCACCUCCCCCAACGACGAUGGAGAGGGCGUCUACAUCGACCCCUCAGCGCCCCAGUACCUACGACCCGCGGGCGUAUACCCCGUCAGAGGAUACCCUGCAUACCCGGACGAGGAAGUGAAAGUGCCGAUAGAGUUCUUCUCCUUGGGAUACAAUUACUCCCAACACCUCAACAGCGUUCACGAGAACGAAGCCAGUUCGUCACGUUCCCGCACCCUGCGCAUAGAAUUUCGAACCGAAGCGAUUGUGCGAACGGUCAACAACCGGGUAUACCAGAAGAUGACUGGCUGCGCAUGGAAGGACGUCAUCAGGGGCGGCAAUGAUGACAAGUGGGGUGCUCUGGAGCAUGAUAUCCUGAGCUCCGUCAAGGCGGAUCUCGAUGUCCUGGUGAACUACCUCGACAACAAGUACAUCCCGGGCAAUCUCGACAGGAACACACACUGGAAAGCCCUGGCUAAAUCCUGCAUGGGUACCGGUCAUGCAAAGGUCAUGGAGUCUUUGGAGCGAGCGUCGGGACUCGAGGUGACGCGGCACGAACUUUCUUAG
Molecule: messenger RNA, 969 nt
Organism: Alternaria conjuncta
Lineage: Eukaryota; Fungi; Ascomycota; Dothideomycetes; Pleosporales; Pleosporaceae
Exons: 2
Coding region: 1-969 (322 amino acids)
Source: RefSeq, a predicted model, not a curated record